AGGGCGAGGAAACCUGUGGUCAUGGGGUCCAUGCCCGCCUCUGGAAUUUAGAGAACCUGACACUAAAAUUGAUCUCGAACCCAGUCUUUAUUAUAAAAAACGUCAGUCGCUCAUCAACAACAAAUACGUUCCACCAUUGAAGGAGGCUGAGGUACUCAUAGGAAAAUUGGCUAGACUUGUAUACGAAGAAUGCGAUGUCGGUCUUCGACAUUUAAUCGAACAAACCAAUGAGGGUCCGCCGUAUGGGGACAUGUGGGAUUCCCCAAGCGAUUUGAUUAAGGAGAAAUAUGUAUUGAAAUCUCCGCCAACCAAACGACAUAUGAAAGAUUUAAACCAUGCUGGAAUAAUGGCCAUCGGUGGGCGUAUAGAACAGAAGUUUCUGAGACACAUGUACAAGGAGAGAGAGCAGGCACUAAGAAAUCAGGGACAGCAGUUAUUAGAUGCCUUUGAGAAGAGCAUAGAAGACCAACUCAAUGAGGCUAAAAACAAAGAAAGAAUAAUUUGUGCGGAAAAAGCAGAAGAAUUCAUGAAAACGUUCCAACAGAAAAUGGCGUUAGAACUGAAAAAAAUUAAAAAGAAAAUAAAGAAAGACUACGGAGGAAUGACAACAGACCAGAACACCGUUAUAAAGCAAGGCUGGAAGGCCAAAAUAAAAGAAGCGAUCAAACAGACCACCAACAACAUUACAACACACUUUUUGGAAGAGCUUUGUCGACAGGAAGAAAUGAUGGCGAUAAGUUUGAAGAGUGAACUUACGAAAUGCGAGAUAGAGAGGAAAUUCAUAAUCGAAAAAGGACAACAGGAAUUCAAAUUGAAACUGAAAAUGAUGAAACAUCAUCUAGAAUGCCAAAAUAUAACCAAUAUGAUGUACAUUUUGUGUAUGGAGAGGCAUAAAUGUGUAGAGGAAGCUGAAGCAUUGAAGAAGAACUAUAAAGAAGGAAUACGUGAAUCCAUGAAGGUGGUUACGAAAAACAAGGAAAGAUUAGCGAAAAUGAAAAAUGACAUUAACCAGUUACUACGGGAAUUGAAGCUUCGCGAAACCUGCAUCUUGGAGGUCCUCAAGCAGUACCAAAACUUCAUUAAAGUAGCCCUUAAACAGGCCCCAGUCCACGCCAAGUUUCUACUUUCUAUAGAAAAACUGUUGCUGUUUGAGUUAACUGAAACCCUAUCCAAAAUUAAACCUUGCACGAAGAGUUUUUUUGCCUUCAUCGGUGUCUACCACAGAGACAGAAGUAUCGCAGUUAGCCAGCGAUGUUGCUGAAGACAGCGGAGAGGAGUCCGUUAUUAAAUUAAAAAAAGAAGAACCGCAUUUCGUUUUUGAUAAUAAAUUGUAUGUAAAAGAGGAUUUCAAUAAAUUUAAGGAAUUGGUUGCUAAAACGUUAGGCGACCCCAAGGACAAAUUAUGGGGCGAAGAUGCUGAGUUAUAUAUUAAAACUCUCAAGGAAAGCGUUCCUGGGCUAAAAAUUACAAAUUCAAAGUUGCUCGCUUUAAGCAAGCUAGUGUUUCCAGAUAAAGACAAUAAGACUAUAUCCCACCGAAGUUCGUUUAUUGAAUUCAAAUUAACUCCAGAAUCGCAACCUUGUUAUGAUUUGAUGAAAGAAGUACCGUUAAACGAUGCUUAUCGUCUUAGAAAAUUGAAAAACACCUACAAAUCUCUUAAAUAUAUAAAGCCUAUCAACGAACUUAUAUCGCCUAUUGACUAUUCGAAACUUGGAUUGAGCGAAAAAAAUCCAAGUCUUUUGGCGUCCACGGACUCAACAGAAAUGUUUACGAUAAAAGGUCCACCUCAACGACGUUCGUCCAAAAAUGUUAUAAAAGAAAAUGGACAUACAGCUAAAGAAGAAGAUGAAGAAAAAGAAAUACAAAUGAAAUCGUAUAGAGGCAGUUUGGAACACGCUGAUCAGAGUAGCCAGAAGAAAAACGAUUCGGAAAUAAUUAUAGAUGUAAAAAAGAAUCCGCUUUCUAAAGAAAGAAGCGGAAACCUGCCACUGGAAAUACGAGACUCCAUGAUUCUACGUCAAACUUCGCUGAUAAAGCAACGAUGUAGAAGCUUUUCUCUCACCCCAAAGGAUUCGAUAGACGUUAAGAACGAAUCUGAACUAUCAGCUGUGUUGAGAAAACAUUCGUCGAAACUGAUAUCUACAAGAGAUUCUGUAGCUUAUCUGAAGGAAUCCAAAUUGGCACUGCUAUCAGCAGGAGUAUGUAAUAUUUGCCAUCACAGAAACGCUCUCAGGCAUUACGAUAAAGAUUACUGUUGUGAAAAAUGUUUGAAAGAAAUAAGCGAAGACAAAAUGAGCCUUCGUCAAGGUAAAAAUGAAAAUGAAAAAUCAGAUCCUUCUGGUAUGGAUCAACCGAAGCAAUUGAAAUUGUCGCACGUUGAAGUCAUCGAAAUGGAUCAAGUCUCAACUAAGAACGUAAUUGUCGUACCUGAACCCACUGUCAUCGAUUCUGACAACUCGCUUAUAAUGGGAACAGGGAAACAUUUUAAGCCUGCCAGGAAACCCAAAGAGAAUAAAAGUAAAGUGAAGGUGGACCCCUGCCAGAAUCUAUACAAACCAUCAGCAGAAAUCGAAGGAGAUAAAACAAAUAAAGAAUACUUGCAAAAUAAUAAUGAAUUCACUAAAGAUAGAGUUCGAUCGUUUAUCAAAAUUAUGGAUUCUCAUCCUAAUCUUAUUAAAUUAUUCACUUCUUGUCAACAAUGA
Messenger RNA from Psylliodes chrysocephalus, 2702 nucleotides. Lineage: Eukaryota; Metazoa; Arthropoda; Insecta; Coleoptera; Chrysomelidae. The record is from the annotation of a GenBank genome assembly.